Molecule: messenger RNA, 309 nt
Organism: Seminavis robusta
Lineage: Eukaryota; Bacillariophyta; Bacillariophyceae; Naviculales; Naviculaceae
Source: the annotation of a GenBank genome assembly
AUGCGGGAUGAGGCGGCUUCAACCGUCGAUGGCGAUGCCCUCACGGCGAAAUCACAGUCUCCCUUGGAAUUACUAGCGUCAGAAGCGUUCCACGUUGCGUCCAUUGUACAUCCUCUUGUGGAUGAUGAUGAUAUGAUUCGGAACAAAUGUCGGUUUCAGACACCAUCACCCAACGUACAAUUUCGGAACAAGCCCAAAGCUGACCAGACAACAGCAGGCAAAUAUACUGAGAGUGAGGAUGGUAGUGUUGGCUUGGUGGAGUCACCAGCAAUGCAAAACCCCAACAAGUUUGGAUCGGACCACAACUAG